Messenger RNA from Drepanopeziza brunnea f. sp. 'multigermtubi' MB_m1, 759 nucleotides. RefSeq lists its product as uncharacterized. The record is from RefSeq and is a predicted model, not a curated record. NCBI's taxonomy places the organism in Eukaryota, Fungi, Ascomycota, Leotiomycetes, Helotiales, Drepanopezizaceae.
AUGUCAAGCAUCAUUGCCAUUCCUACUCAAGGCAAUCGAUAUCAGCUAAAUCGGGCCUCCGAUGUAUCCCUCCCUCCAAAUGCCGAUGACGACUCGCUUGCCAAUAUGGCCGAGCCUGAGUCUAACAAGAUAGAGCCAAGAAUAGAGCCAUCAGGAACUAUAAAGCCUGCUCUUGUGACCAGGACAGCAGCGAUGGUCGGAUCUGGAGAAGGAGGAGAAGCAGAUGAAGCACCUGAAGACGAACUCGAGGCUGAAUUCGGUGAAAAAGUUGCCUUGGAGGGGAACGAUACCAAGAUAGAUACCCUGUUCCCUCAAUCUGCAAUUGGCAGAUUCGAAUUCGAGUUCAAGAGCAAGACGGCGGAUGAGCUUACUGUCAACGAGAACAAGACUCCUGCAGCCGCUCCAGCAGGUUUUGAACACAUCGAGCCAAGUUCAUUCCAAGUCGCCCUCGGAGUCAGCAGAGGCGUCGGCUUGACCUUGGCCAAGAUUGACUAUAUUUUCGAUAUCGGCAAUGCUGCACUCGCGGGCAAGGAUCUCUCGCAGUCGAGAGUCGGAAGACUCAAUACUGAUACCAGCGCAUUCGUCAUUGACGAAACGCUUGGUUCACUUAAAUUCGAUGUUGAGGAAGGCGAAAUUAGCCUUACCCUGAAUGAUGGUGUCGUUGCUGAAGGAGAAUGGGGCAUAUUCCUCCCGGUCGCGAUUGCUAGAAGAGAACAGCCCUUGCACAGUCGAGGCAACACCCAAGCAAGAAACGGAUAG